This is a messenger RNA of Candidula unifasciata, 726 nucleotides long. The record is from the annotation of a GenBank genome assembly. Lineage: Eukaryota; Metazoa; Mollusca; Gastropoda; Stylommatophora; Geomitridae.
AUGUUUCUGUACGCAGCCUUGUCAACUCUUUUGUGUCUCAGUUUGACUAGCGGAUUGACUAUUCCAUUCAACAUUUCAACCGAAAUCCCAACCUCAUCUACAAGCACAACGACUACCACGACGUCAACUACAACCACAACACCAGUCCCAACCACAACACCAGUCACAAACACAACCACAACACCAGUCCCAACCACAACACCAGUCACAAACACAACUACAACACCAGUCCCAACCACAACACCAGUCACAAACACAACCACAACACCAGUCCCAACCACAACACCAGUCACAAACACAACCACAACACCAGUCCCAACCACAACACCAGUCACAAACACAACCACAACACCAGUCCCAACCAAAACACCAGUCCCAGAAACGAGAGAGGCAACAGAUCCACCAAAUGUAAUCAUCGAGGAAUCCAACCGCAGGUGUUCCAGGGAAGGUAUGACCACUGAUGUGUUGGAGAUUGGUUGCUCGGGAUAUAGAAGAUGCGUCGAUGGAACCCUUGUGACGUACUUGUGCACCGACAACACUGUCCUUGAGCGAGAUUCAUUAGUCUGUGUCAGGCCAGGAGAAGGCAACACAGCAUGCAAGAAAGAGAUUUCAUGCGUGGGCGUGGAAGAUGGCCGAUACGCAGACAAGGUAACCUCAGAGAUACAAAACUGCGACUUCCCAUACAACGUUGAGCAACCCUGUGGCACCAGAGCAGCCCCACAGUAA